AUUCCAAAGCCAUAGUUUCAACUCUGUCUGGUUCACUACUCACUUUACUGAAACACAUUCUCGUUGUUCCUAAAGAUAAAGACUCAAUCUUUACACUAACGUAAACUAGGCGUCUUCGUUUUAGCUUCAUGGUCAAUGCAAAGUCUAAAGAGUGACUCAAAGACCAAUGACAACUGCUCUUCUUAACGGAAUGACAUCCACAAUACAGUUGAUUCGAUGUAGAAGUGGUGGAGAGAGGACUUAACAAGACAUCUCCCCCAUGACUUUAACCUGGUCGGGAGACACAGUGAACAAGAGCAAUCUACAACACAUGAGCAGAGAGAACAAGCUCUUUUAGCAUAACUCAGACGAAGAAUAACGAACAAAAGCUGAGAAAUUGAUUCCCAAUUCAGCAUAAAGUUGAGAACUUUGGCGGAAAGGAUUCACUAAACCUUAAGUGGAGCUUGUUCUGAGGCUGUGGAAUGUGCAGGCAACGAGGGAGGGGAGAUACAGAACAGAAAGGUUCAUGCUUUGUGAAUAGACAAAACGACGUCGUGAGAACCCCCCUCAAAACGAUGACGUUUUAGAGUAUGGAAUCACCCAAAAGCAGAACAAAGAGAGAAAAGGGGAGAUUUUGAACAUUGGGUAGAAUCAGAGAGAACGGUUUCUCUAAAUCAACAAUGGAUGAGGAAAGAGAAGGAGAGGUAGAGAAGAAGGAAGAAGGAGAAGUGAAGGAAGGAGUAGCUUCAAUAGCUUUAUUGCCAUGUGGUUCCAUCUCUGGCCAUUUCAUUCACAUGCCUCUCUCCAUCUGCUAUGGCCUCCAUGGCACUGAAUUGGCUUGUGAGACUGAGUGCAGCCGUGGUGAGGAUUAUCGGUUGAUGAAGCUCACCAUCAUAGACUACAAUAGAAAGAAGGAACAAACAGUUGUAGUAGAAUGCAAAGGCCACGAUGCUGCUCGAAUCAAUGAUGUUGAGCAUGCUCAUGGUUGGGAGGAAGAUGUGAUUGGGUUAGUGGAAGAAAAGCAUGGGAAGAAGAAAGUAUCUGUUUCGUUCGAGUGUGAGACAUUGAAGGCUGAUCAAGCAGCAGAGGACCAUAUCCGACAGUUUAUGCCCAAACUAGCUGGACUUGAUGCUGUUAUUAACAUUGGACCAAUGAAGAUCACUGGACUUGAUUUUGCUGCUGUGAAAGAGGAACCAUAAUGCAACUUUAACUCUUUCCUUUAUGUUUCAUAUUGUAGAACACAAUCAGAUUUUGUUAGUGCAAUGCAAUCAAGGAUCUAACUUUAUGAAAAAUAACUUACUACAUGCUCUUUCAACGCU
Brassica napus (rape) is the source of this 1298-nucleotide messenger RNA. RefSeq lists its product as uncharacterized. Bases 660 to 1178 code for a protein of 172 amino acids. NCBI's taxonomy places the organism in Eukaryota, Viridiplantae, Streptophyta, Magnoliopsida, Brassicales, Brassicaceae. The transcript is spliced from 6 exons. The record is from RefSeq and is a predicted model, not a curated record.